This is a messenger RNA of Cuculus canorus (common cuckoo), 2414 nucleotides long. RefSeq names its product small glutamine rich tetratricopeptide repeat co-chaperone alpha (gene SGTA). Gene Ontology annotation, cellular component: TRC complex; membrane. The transcript is spliced from 12 exons. Gene Ontology annotation, biological process: post-translational protein targeting to endoplasmic reticulum membrane. Gene Ontology annotation, molecular function: molecular adaptor activity; protein binding. Lineage: Eukaryota; Metazoa; Chordata; Aves; Cuculiformes; Cuculidae. The record is from RefSeq and is a predicted model, not a curated record. The coding region runs from base 124 to 1062 and encodes 312 amino acids.
CGCAAGCGCACUCGGCUUCCCGGGCGGGGGCGGGGCCGGCGCGCGGCGCAUGCGCAGAGUGGAAACCGCCCGGGAGGGAGAGGGGUCGACUUUUUUGGGGUUGCAAGAAGCUGAAAGGAAGCAAUGGCAGACCAGAAGCGCCUUGCCUAUGCCAUCAUCCAGUUCCUCCAUGACCAGCUCCAGAAUGGGGGGCUGUCUCCGGAUGCUCAGGAGAGUUUGGAAGUGGCCAUCCAGUGCCUGGAGACAGCUUUUGGGGUCUCGCUGGAAGACCAAGGCCUUGCUGUGUCCCAGACCCUCCCUGAAAUAUUUGAAGCUGCUGUAGGAAAGGAGCCUGAACACAUCAGAACGAAUUCGGAGCCUGUCACCCCCUCUGAAGAUGAUAUAGCUGAAGCAGAAAGACUCAAGACUGAAGGAAAUGAACAAAUGAAGGCAGAAAACUUUGAAGCUGCUGUGUCUUUCUAUGGGAAAGCAAUUGAGUUAAAUCCAUCCAAUGCUGUGUAUUUCUGCAACAGAGCUGCUGCGUACAGUAAACUAGGGAAUUAUGCCGGAGCAGUGAGAGACUGUGAAAGAGCUAUAGGCAUUGAUCCAAACUACAGCAAAGCUUACGGCAGAAUGGGCUUGGCCCUCUCCAGUUUAAAUAAACACACAGAAGCUGUUGUUUACUACAAAAAAGCCCUGGAGCUGGAUCCAGACAAUGACACGUACAAAUCCAACCUUAAAAUAGCCGAACAGAAAAUGAAGGAGACUCCUAGCCCAACCGGAGGUCCAGGAGGAUUUGAUUUAGCUGGCUUGCUGAACAACCCCGGCUUCAUGAGUAUGGCCUCUAACCUAAUGAACAAUCCACAAGUACAGCAGCUCAUGUCCGGGAUGAUCUCUGGUGGCCACAAUGCCAUGGGAGCAGCAGGCACCAGCCCCUCCACGAAUGAUCUCGCCAGCCUCAUACAAGCGGGCCAGCAGUUUGCUCAGCAGAUGCAGCAGCAGAAUCCCGAACUAAUAGAGCAGCUUCGGAGCCAGAUCAGGAGUCGAACUCCAAGUGCCAGUAACGAAGAUCAGCAGGAAUGAGCGCUCCUGGUGAGCGCACUCGGUGGGAGCGAUGUCCUUUGCUUUAAAAACUGGAAGCCAUGUGCGUGUUGCCAUUUCUUGAGUUGGAAGUGUCCAAGAAGGGGAAAAAAUUAAUGGAAAAACAGAGUCCUUCCUAUGACCUGCAUGUUAAAGACAGAUUCACGCUUUCAUUCCCUGGUCUUCGUCCCUGCUCUUCCCCAUCAGCCUUUCCAUUAGAUUUUUUUUUUUCUUCUGGAAGAUCCAGCGAGCUGAACACAAACCAGCAUCCACCGUCUUUCUACAGAACCUUGGAGAACGGACUACACCGUUACAUUUCUAUGGUCUUUGUUACAUGGGGAUUUUUUUAACCCGUUUUUGGAGAAUGACGCACUCUGCACCACAGGACGUCCUCACUUCCCUGCCUGCUGGCCACCUCGGAGAAGUGCUCAAAUCCUGCCUAGCCCCAACCCUGCCCCAUUCCAUUUCCCAGCCUGUUCCAAGGCGGUGGGGUUGGAACACUCUGGAGAUCCCAGGAUCUCCUUGCUGCCAGGAGCAGAGUUUGGUCAGAUUCACUGCGGUUCUCGUUCAGCUCUGUAGCAGAGCAGCAUUCCCAGCAUCAUUAACAUGUGGGAUUUGGAGUCACCCUAAAAGCCGGCAUCGAUGGGAGGUGGGACAACCAGGCAGGACAUUCCGUCUGUGCUGGCUCCAACGGUGAGCCUUUCCCGCUGCAUUUCUUGGGAUUCUUUCCCAGUCCUGACAAAAUUUGUCUAGUGUUUAGUAAUUAUGGCUAUGUUGUCGGAGUGGUCAAAUCUGUGAACUCGUCGGGUGGACAGUAAGGAAGGUAAAGAUGUUUUUUUGGUGUUCAAAAGGGGGUUUUUUUGCUUUUUUUUUUUUUUUUAAUCUUUUAUGCAUGUGAGUAACCAGCCUGGUUGUGCAAACGGUAGGAGUAGAGAGAAUAGAACGCUGUCUGGAUGGUAAGAAACUGGGUGGCUGCUGGUUUGGUGUUGGGGAUUGCUGAGGAGAGGUUGUUCUUCAGCAGAUCAUGUGUGGUGUGAGGCAAGAAGCUCUGGCAGCCAGUGACCCACAGCUCUCUGCCCCUCCGGAGUUCCCUGCGUUGCUCCUUGAAUGAAUAAGGAGCUUUAGCGAAGUCCCCAGACGUCACUGAUUAAGGCCAGGGACUUUGAUAUCAGCCUUGGAAUCAUGUUUAAUGUUGGGAGAGGGACCUGGGUGGGAGGGGGGAAAAGGCUCUGCCAGGAGGCCAGGAGGGAGAGCAAGCAGGUGCAUCUGAAGGUUAAUAUCCAGGAAUAAAAGGUUUGUAAAUGCUUCAUAAAGUAAUACGUGGUUCAUGUAACUUGUGAAGAAUAAAAUAUUUG